CUUAUGUCAGUUUCAUAAUACAAACAUACUCAAAAUCAACGUGCUGUAGCUAGAAUAAAAUAAUGGAUUCAAGAAAAGACAUUUUGUUCCUGCAAGUUUCAUCAUCAGUUUCUAUGCCAAAUACUGUGGAAACAUCAGUUGAGAGCAUAAUAGUUUCAUUUAUUUUACAUUACUGUGAAUUGUCUACGUUAGAUCUAUGGCUUUUAGAAAAGUCACAUUCAUGUCCACAGUUCCUUUUGCCACUGAGUGCCUUGUCAGCCUGGACUGUGAAAAGAACAGAUGCCUCUGACAUGCCACAAGAGAUACAGAAUUGUCAGCUUCCUGCUAUUUGGUCAGCUGGUUCAAGGACUUGUAUAUCAGGAUUGUGUGCUGUAUUACGAUGGUCUUUAAAAACUCAAUUAAAAAUUGAAAGAUCAAGUAUCUGUAAAGAGCUUUUGGGUUUCAGAAGUGGUUGUCUUAUGUCUUGCUCAGAGACUUCAGUGUGGACAAAGUUCUGUGAAGUGGAAUUUCCAUUUGCGACAAAUAAUUUUCUGAAAGACUUCCUUAAAUCUCGACUUGGUGGAUCUUCAUUGUUAGUACUUCCUGUGGAGCUUGUGAGAUUAGAAACUCAUUUCAGAAAGCCAGUUAAAACUCAUAACAUCAGAAAACGAAAACAAGAUAUACUUAGAAAUGCUAAAGCAGAGAAAGAAGAAACAGAACAUUUUACUUCAUCAUUUAUUCAAAACUGUCAGAUCAAUGAAAAACGAAAAUCACUUACUCUGCUCGAAAAAAAAAAACUUUCCACCAAUGAUAAGAGAAUUACAGAAAAACAUGAUCUAGAAGAAAAUGAGUGGGAUUUAAAUCAUGUUUACACCGAAGGAAUAGACAUGACUCUGGCAGAUUUGGUACUUUUUCCUUGUGUACAUAUUAUUAGGAAUUUACUGAAGACUGAAAACGUCAGGAAAAAUUUUCCACUUAUAGAAGAGUGGUAUAACCGAUUACGACACAAUAAUUGUGUUAACAGAGCUACCGAGAUGUCCUUAAUGGAUAAUUCUGGUUUUGAAGAUAAGUUCAGUGACAUAAAAGAAACAUUUCAACUAAUUGUUCCUGAGGUUCCAGAGGAAAGCCUGUAUUCAAGGUAAUAAGACUCUGCUUUUGA
This is a messenger RNA of Limulus polyphemus (Atlantic horseshoe crab), 1138 nucleotides long. RefSeq names its product glutathione S-transferase C-terminal domain-containing protein-like. Lineage: Eukaryota; Metazoa; Arthropoda; Merostomata; Xiphosura; Limulidae. The record is from RefSeq and is a predicted model, not a curated record. The coding region runs from base 63 to 1121 and encodes 352 amino acids. The transcript is spliced from 7 exons.